This is a messenger RNA of Anguilla anguilla (European eel), 2838 nucleotides long. RefSeq names its product NIPA like domain containing 3 (gene nipal3). Gene Ontology annotation, biological process: magnesium ion transport. Gene Ontology annotation, cellular component: membrane. Gene Ontology annotation, molecular function: magnesium ion transmembrane transporter activity. The transcript is spliced from 11 exons. The record is from RefSeq and is a predicted model, not a curated record. The coding region runs from base 207 to 1394 and encodes 395 amino acids. NCBI's taxonomy places the organism in Eukaryota, Metazoa, Chordata, Actinopteri, Anguilliformes, Anguillidae.
UAGAAACCGGCGAGACAGGUUUUUUUUUUUUUUUGUUAUUGUUAAAGAUGGCGGCGAUACUGUAGCAAUAGGGCUUAACAGAGAAAACUCCCAAAUGUAUUGUUGAUUAAUAUUAACUUUUGGGGAUGAUUAAUGUGCCUGUGUUUAGUUCAGCUAAAAACGUGUUCGUUAUCGAGAGCUAACGGCUGUAUGUAGAUUUUGCACAAAUGGCAGGCGUAGAGUAUUCCAAAGUUGACAGCCGUUUUCAAGUCUCUUCCUACGAGUCCUCUUCGUAUACGGAGAACCUCAUCGGGACUUUGUUGGCCAUAUUCGGAAACCUCCUUGUCAGCAUCUCGCUCAGCAUCCAGAAAUACAGCCAUGUCAAUUUGGCUGGGAACAAAGACCCCCGGGCUUACUACCGGACCAAGACCUGGUGGUUGGGUCUGUUCCUGACCAUCCUGGGGGAGUUCGGAAUCUUUGUGUCCUACGCCUUCGCCCCCCUCUCUCUCAUCGCUCCCCUCAGCGCUGUGUCUGUCAUAGCGAGUUCCAUUUUAGGAUUUAUCUUCCUGCGAGAGAAAUGGAAACCGAAGGAGUUUCUAAAGCGGUACUUUCUGUCCUUCAUCGGCUGCGCUCUGACCGUUGCUGGGACGUACCUCUUCGUCUCGUUUGGGCCCAACUCGCACGAGAAGCUGGACGCGGAGAACAUCAUCAGGCACGUCAUAGGCUGGCCCUUCCUGCUGUAUCUGGUGCUGGGAAUUAUUGCUUUCUGCUUGCUGCUGUACUUUUACAGACAACGAAACGCAAAUUACCUCAUCGUAGUUCUGAUGUUGGUGGCACUUCUGGGCUCGGUGACGGUCGUCACGGUGAAGGCGAUCUCCGGGAUGAUUCUCCUCAGCAUCCUGGGAAACCCGCAGCUCACCUAUCCCAUCUUCUACGUCAUGUUCGUCUCCAUGGUGGCCACCGUGGUCUUCCAGGCGACGUUUCUGUCCCAAGCUUCACACCGGUAUGACUCCUCCUUGAUAGCCAGCGUCAAUUACAUUUUAUCCACCACAUUUGCCAUUAUAGCAGGAGCCAUAUUCUAUCUGGAGUUCAAUCAUGAAGAUGUCCUCCACAUCUGCAUGUUUCUGUUGGGGUGCGCGGUGUGCUUCCUGGGCGUCUUCUUGAUCACGAAGAACCGAAAGAAGGGCAAGGUCUUCGAGCCGUACGUGACCAUGGACGUGAUGCAAGGUAUCCCAACGAUUCAUGACAAAGGGCGGGCGGUCCAGCCCGAGUACAACGGCUCCUUCUCUUACGGUUCCCUGGGCAACAACGACAGCAUCACACCGGCCACAUUGCCAGUGGCCCAGGAGCAGCUGGCAGCCAGCCCCAGCUCCAACAGCACCCCCUACCAGUCGGCUGACCUCAAGAGAGACUGAGAGAGUGUUCCUCCUGCUUUCUCCACGGACCUCCCACGAACUGAAAUAUUGUUUUAUUGCUUAUGUUGGCAGUGGAGGCGGGGACCCAGCUGUGUAUCUUGGCUCCCGCCUGUAGCUCGGCCAUCGCAUUUGCUUCCCAGUAAACAUGUCCCCAUGGAUUAGAAAGUUCUGGAUCAGUCUGUUCAGAAAAACCCUCAGAGCUUUGCACAGUCUUCAUGCGACCCGUACUGGUUGAAAAAGAACGCUCAGAAACGAUUUCAGGACCGAGCAGUUGUGUGAAAUGCACAACCCCUCUCCUUGACUGAAGGACACUGUUUAUUAUUGUCACCGGUAGUUCUAAUAGUUGUAAAUUAACUGUCUGAUAACUUUUAAUGUACUAGAAUAAUAGAGGUAUGGGGAUUAUUAGAGUUGGGAGAGUGAGGCGGAGCUACGGUGAAACUGUCAGUUACAGAGUUGUCUGGACCAAUCAAAAGAAAUUGCUCGUCACCGCAAGGCACUGUGAUUGGUCCAAACUCAAUGAGCCACUGAUAGCAUACCGUAGCUCUGGCCAGUUUUAGUUUCGUGAAGCCUCAUUCUCCCAUCUCUAGAAAAUGAUUAAGUCACGUUUUUGUGCUGUGUAUUCUGUAGACGGGAUUACUGUAACGGGAACUCAAACGGUUCGUCAUUCAACACUCCUUACCUCCUCAUAACUUGUGUCCUGGGGCCGUGGUGCUCUUAACGGGUGGUAUCCCACAGUUCCCACCCCUUGUGAGGGCAGUGGCGGUUCCCAUGGGAACAAGGUAUCUGUCUUGUGUUACCAAAAUGCACGAUGCAAAACCCUGCUUAGAAUUUCUUGUUUUCUGUAAAUGUUUGCCGGAGAUGGGCCUACUACUGUUUGUCUUGGCUGACCAUUAGAACGCGCAUACUCUUAAAUUCCACCAGUUUGUGUUUCCUGUCGUCGUUAAUGGUCUUUGUGAGUGCCCAGCAGCCAUUCUCUGAAAAAAUGUCAGUACUGUUUUCAUUUCGCAUUGACAUGAUUAGAAAUUAACAUUACUUGAAAAUGACAGGUGUUAUUUAAAAUUGAAAAUUGAAUCCUGGGAAAGCUUCUGUUUGGCCCAAUCAAGCACAAACCAAGUAGCUGAGCCUCCGAAGUGUAUUUUCUGAAGCCUUGGGGUGGCCAACCGAACACUUCCCUGGGUUUAUGCGGUUCAGAGAACUUUUCUCACGUGGCCUUUAAAUUAUUAUUUUUUGGGAAGUUAAUGAGUUUGAGAUGGGUGUCUUUGACAUGCCUUCAUGCUAAUGUGAUCGCCUUUUUCCAAUACUGUGCCGCCUUGUAAUAUGAAUUAACCGUGUGUGUGUGUGUGAGAGAGGGAGUGUGUGUGUGCGUGUGAGAGAGAGAGAGAGUGUGUGUGUUAGAGAGAGAGUGUGUGUAUGUGUGAGUGAGAGGGUGAGAGAGUGUCUGAAU